AGAUGCAGAAGAGGUAAACCUCACUCAAGCAUGCUCAUAGCUCGAGCUGAGUAAGGACUACCCAGAAUGUCCUCCCUCCCCCUCGCAUUUUUAUGGACGUUACAAAUAACCCGGCGGCGGGCUCCGCCGUCUCACAUUUGGCUGCCCAUAACGCUUGGUGCUUCCCCCGCAGCCGUGCCCUGACGGCAGCAGGCAGCCCCGACGGAGAACCCACUCGGGCACGAGUGGGUGUCGAGGAGCGAGGGGCGGGGUGAAGCGGGGCGGGACGGGGGCAGACAACGGCCGCCGGAGUGGGGAGCAAAGCCUGAGCGGGGACGACGGCGGCGUGGGAGCAGCGUGCAGGAGAGCCUGGUUUGCGAGCCAUUCUCCCGAAUUAAUAUGCGAGGCUUGCUGCAGCUGGGGAUACCCACCGCCCGCCCAGAGUGCUUGGAGGAACGUGGCGUGAUCUCCCUCUUGUGGAAUAUUAUCGGAACUAAAUUCUUGUGAUCCUAAAGAAGGCAAGUCCGGCACUGGCAACCAAAUGAUGGCAGCAGUUACCGUGGCACCUGAUGCUCUUGUCAGCCCUCAAGGAAAUGAAGAGAUGGACUCUCUGAUCGUACUGCAUUAUAAUUACACAGGAAAGCUUAUUUUAAGGGAAAAGGCAACUGAUAGCAUAGACCUGUCCACUAUUGCAUUUCUGAUCCUAUGUAGUUUCAUAGUCCUGGAAAACUUGAUGGUGUUGAUUGCCAUAUGGAAAAACAAUAAAUUUCACAAUCGCAUGUACUUUUUUAUCGGCAAUCUAGCUCUCUGUGAUCUUUUAGCUGGGAUUGUUUACAAAGUAAACAUUCUUAUGUCUGGGAAGAAAACACUGAGCUUGUCCUCCACAAUCUGGUUCAUCAGAGAAGGCAGCAUGUUUGUUGCCCUGGGAGCCUCUACUUUCAGCUUACUAGCAAUAGCUAUUGAGCGGCAUUUGACCAUGAUUAAAAUGAGACCUUACGACGCAAAUAAAAAAUACAGAGUGUUCCUUCUCAUUGGUACAUGCUGGCUUAUUUCAAUUUCCUUGGGUGCCUUACCCAUCCUCGGCUGGAACUGUAUAAACAACUUACCAGAUUGCUCAACAAUUUUGCCACUGUACUCCAAGAAGUAUGUUGUGUUCUGCAUUAGUAUCUUCAUAGCCAUUUUGGUUGCCAUUGUCAUCCUUUAUGCCCGUAUCUACAUCCUGGUAAAGUCCAGCAGUCGUAAUGUCACUAACCACAAUAACUCGGAGCGGUCCAUGGCACUCCUUAGGACUGUUGUGAUCGUCGUUAGUGUCUUCAUUGCCUGUUGGUCUCCACUGUUCAUCCUGUUCCUCAUCGACGUGGCCUGCAAAGUCAAGGAGUGCUCUAUCUUGUACAAAGCCAACUGGUUUAUUGCUCUGGCGGUCAUAAAUUCUGCAAUGAACCCCAUCAUCUACACUCUGGCUAGUAAGGAAAUGCGCCGGGCUUUCUUUCGCCUUGUUUGUGGCUGCCUGGUGAAAUCUAAAGUGGCCAGAUCUUUGCCUAUUCAGCCCACACCAGAUCAUAGUCGAAGUAAAUCCAGCAGCAGCAAUACCCAGAAGCCAAAGGAAGACUUCCCACAGGUUAAUGUACCUUCCUGUAUCGCUGAGAAAAAUGAAUCUUCAUUUCACAAUGGAAACUUCUGUAAGUAAAGGACUAGUCGAGACAAGUACCUUUCAGUGACUUUUAGAUUUAAACUACAAGUGUAGUUAAGUGUUCAUGCACUUAAGUCACAGAGGAAAACACUAACCACUUAUUUAACUUUGAGGACAUACUUGUCACCAAUCAUUUGCUUUGGGUGUUAAUUCAGUAACACACCUUAUUCAGAAAACACCCUUCAUGCUACCCAGAAGCUAGUACAGAGUCCAUGCACAUCUAAUAACAUUGUGCACCACAAUGGCAUUGUAUGAUGAGGCUGCACUUGGCACUGCCUGAUCUUGCAAGACAUCAAUAAAAUCUGUUGACAAACUUCAGCAUUCACUAUACACUGAUGAUGGUUAGAAAAUGAGCCUGCUUAUUGCCGACUGGGAGAAAAGCUCAUUACAUAUGUUGGUGGUUAUAGUUCUCUAUAUGUAUCUUGCUGUUAUGUUAAUGGCCUUAUAUGUAUGUGGUAUAAAUAGCUGUAUAUGUGUACAAUUCCUUAUUAAAAAGUCAUAGUUUGGUAAAAGUUUACAAUAUGCUAAACAUUGUAUUGCAGUAUACAGUGUAAGGUGAGAAACUAUACAAAUAGAUAUGUUUCAAUGGGGAUAUUUGGAAAUAUAUGAAGUAGUAGCUUUUAUAAUAACUGACAAGAACUUUAAAAUGUCAUAUCGAUGCAGUAUUUUUAUAUCUUCCACUGUUAUUCAAACUUUUCAUGUUUAGUGAGAGACAACAUGAUAGUCGUCACUGUGACAUUGCACAACUUAUUUUGAACAAGCAGUAGUAAAUAACCAUUGAGAGAGGCUAUAUAUGUUUGCUAUUUAAAGUAGUUAAAAUGUGACCCAACAAUACACAUGUAUCAAGUGUAUGUACUGUUUCAACGCAUAUAUUUUUACUUACUAUUUCCAAUAUAUUUAAAAAUGUAUGUCAAACUUAUAUAAACCUGUGUACAUUGUGAAUGCACUACCUAAGCUGAGAUUUGUCAGUUCUGAAACAGAGAUGUACCAUUUCAGAAAACAAUGAACCACAGACGGGUCCAGGUGGAGUUCUUCUUUUUCUCUCCAGGCACUAACACAGCAUGGAAUUUGUUAGAAAUUCUCCCAGGGAAGAAGUCCAGCCAGUGGGACAAGAUCCUAUUUUGUGGCAGUGGGACCCUACACUCCUCCUGCCUCUGGGCACUUUCACAGAUACAAGAGGGAAGAUGCAGUACAACAGGUUCACACUGAAGGGUGUAUCUCCAUUUAUACCUGACAUUGCCUUGGAUGUGGAAUAAAAGCCUUUUUAGUUUGGAAGACCUUCCAACUUUCCUGGAGCCCCAGAUUUACUCUUUCAAGAGGCUGUUCCAGAGAAAAAACCUGUAUGAAAACAACUGUGUGGUCUACCACUGCCUUACCAGCCUCGGUACAGGAUGGUGUUCAGCAUCAGAGGGAUUCCGAGACCUAGAGCAGUUAAGACUUCAUAAACACUUGGUUUCAAAUCCCCAUGGGAGUGGCCCGUGGUACUUCCAUCAGUAGUACUUUAUGGCUGGAGGCUUCAGUGGAGGUUGACGGGAAAUUAUGAGAUUAAUUCCCUUUGUCUUUCAGUAAGAAUGUAAGCAUCUAACUUUAUUGAGCUCUUUCAAAGUUUUAUGUUCAAUGUCACAAACCACAUGCUGCCUUAUGUACAAUCAGAAGUAGUUCAGGCUUUUUUUAAUACACAGCCUGAAAGGAGCUCAUCCUUAGCUUUACUCCGGUCUUAAUCAUUUAAAGCAGCAACAUUAGACUUCUGCCAAGUAGCUACAGUGUAUAAGUUGUGUAAUGUGUGUAGCAAAAGCCUUUAAAAAGUAGAGGUUUGCAUUGUGAUUAUCUUUUACAAGUUAUCAGUCUGCUCGUAAAUGUUUUAUGCUGUUAGAAAAGUGUAAGAACAAAGAAAAACUGUAUUUUAAUGAAAUAACUGUGAAAGAGAGUAGUAAAUACAAAGUAAUUUCUACCAAAAAUGUUGAAAAGCAGUGCACUUAGAGAAGAAGAGAAAGCAAAACUAAGCUAAGCAUGAUAUAACUAUAUGAACUGCAGAUACAGGCUGGGUCAACAGCUCUGUAGCUUUUUGAGAAAUAGAACUGGUGACAUUGCAUUGCCAUGGCUUGCUCAGGUUUUUAGAUAAUACAGUUCUGUUUGACUGUAUUUUCAGUGUGGAAGUUCCUCCCUGAAGCUGUGUCUUUGAAAACUGCCAGUGAAAAUAUUUGUAUACUUCUAAACGUUAGUUCAUGAAGUGGUGGGAUGUGGCAGCACUCCUUGCUAUUGUAGAGCAAAAAGGCCUUCGCAACACAAUGGUACGAGAAAACAUUGUGACCGACCCCACACCAACUCUCAUGUCAAGGAUGUUACAUGAUUCUCACUAUUUAGGUGAAAGAAAAAUAAUAUUUUUAAUAGGCAAAGUCCAAGAACAUGCACAAAAAAGUGAGUUUUAACAUCUGUAUUCUAGCCUUAGGUAUUAUCAGGGUACAAGUAAUGCAAGCAACUCCCCUGUUGGAGGCCAUGUGACUGUGUGUCAGUACAAAACCUUUCACUCUACUUUGAUUUCCUUCUCUUACUUUGGAGCUGUGGGGAUAUUUUGUUAGUUCACUACUGUGUGGGCCGACGCAGGCAGGUCGGAGGAACAACCAGAGAACACAGUUGCAUUGCAAAGAGCAAAUUUAUUUUCAGGAAUCUCAGAAACAUCACUUGAACUCCUGGUCAGGGGUGACACAAGCAGAGAUGCAGGUACUGCAGAAUUCAGCCCUUGGUGCAGACCAAUGAGCCUGCGUAUUUUGGCCUGUAUGUAGGGAUUCACGCAGGCGCAGUUCAUCACACUGCUCUGAUCUUCGCCUGCAGAAAUCUCAAGGAUGUACGAUAAGGUGCCUUUAUUACUUUUUUCACAGGCCUGUUACCUAAAAACAGAGGGUUCCGCUUGUGAUUUAUAUGUUUUUCUACACCACAGCUGCAGUCACUUGAGUGUAUUUACAGUUCUCCUCACCAUGCUUGCGCUAUUCCCACACGGUCACCCUGCUGUACUUGAAGCAGGCUCCCAAGAUUCAUGCAUUCACAUGUGACGCUGAUAAUAAAAUUUACAAAGUACUUAUGACUGAAUAGAAAAAGCCUGUGGUGGAUACAGUCUUCUGUGGCUACAUCCCACUGAGACAUCUUAGGCAAAGCAUGAAUUCUAGAAGAUUUCAGAGCAAAAUUUUAAAGUAGAACAAGCUGAAGGCUUAGCAGCAAUAGACCAUAACCAGGAAGAUGUCCUAUCAUUGAAGCUGGAAAAAGACGACGAAUAGCUUUAUUCACCUCAAAAUAUUAGAAAAUUCCUUAAAAUACAAUUGAGAAUCCAAGCUUUUUAACAUCUAGGCUGAUUUGAGCAUAUAAGAAACUGAAUUAUGUCUCCUUUUCCCAAUUGGUUUUACAUGGAGCAAAAGCUACAAAGGAGAUUAACAUUUAUAUUUCAUGAAUUGGAAUAUUUAUUUUGGUUCUGGAUUGCAGAAGAAAUGCAAAGCGAAUCACCUAAGGCAAAAAAAAAAAAGCUUUCACGAGAUGCUUUCCUAGAGUCUUUUAUUGCCAAGUCUUACAGAGUAUUUUCAACUUAUUAGGUACCAUAAACAUUUUGAAAACUUUUAAUUAAAUCUCAAGCAUUUGAACCAAA
Molecule: messenger RNA, 5303 nt
Organism: Columba livia (rock pigeon)
Lineage: Eukaryota; Metazoa; Chordata; Aves; Columbiformes; Columbidae
Gene: S1PR3
Product: sphingosine-1-phosphate receptor 3
Exons: 2
Coding region: 521-1666 (381 amino acids)
Biological process (GO): regulation of metabolic process; adenylate cyclase-activating G protein-coupled receptor signaling pathway
Cellular component (GO): cytoplasm; plasma membrane
Molecular function (GO): sphingosine-1-phosphate receptor activity
Source: RefSeq, a predicted model, not a curated record